Molecule: messenger RNA, 489 nt
Organism: Hyaloperonospora brassicae
Lineage: Eukaryota; Oomycota; Peronosporomycetes; Peronosporales; Peronosporaceae
Source: the annotation of a GenBank genome assembly
AUGACGGAGUGUGAUCGCUCGCCUGUGGUGACGUCAGCCCAGAUGGGGGAAAGCUCUGGUUGGUCUUCCACUGCGAGCCUUAUGUCGCGAUCCUCUUCGAUUCCCGCUCCGGACAGGACCUCCGCCGGCCAAAAUGUUCUAACUCCGGAUCUGAGUGAGCCUAUCUUGCUCCUUAGUAUUCGGAUCGAGGCCUCGUGCUCGGUCGAUCAAGCCACGUUAAACGCCGCGAUUGAUUCGCUUUACGUUCGCCUGAACCUUCUACAGACUGUCGUGGAUCGGUACCAGAGUAUGGAGGCUGCUUUGGAACGGCACAUGAUCCAGAAUCGCCAGCUGAGUGAGGAUCUAAAGGAGCUCCGCACCUCCACGUUUCCUUUCGUCCAGUUCGUCCAGUCGAAGUACGACCGCUUGCGCGUUUGCUUCGACGACGAGGUCAAACAGUUUAAGGUCUAUCGGGAGGCUUUGGCCGACCGGGCGACCAGACCGCCGUGA